AAUGAGCGGCGGCGGCGGCGCAAGCUUAAAUUCAGUGUUUUACGCGGAGAGUUACCACCCGAUCCAAGCCGGAAGCAUCGACGGAACCGACAUCCACCCCCACGACAACGCCGUCUACAGAGCUCUUCUCUGUUCCAACGCCGCCCUCUAUGACCCGUUUGGCGACCCGAAAGUAAUUGGGGAUCCUUGUUGCACUCUCUUCGUUGCUCGUCUCUCUCAUCUCACCACCGAACACACUCUUCGUAAGGCUAUGAGUGAAUAUGGGAGGGUGAAGAACUUGCGUUUGGUAAGACAUAUAGUGACGGGUGCCUCGCGUGGUUAUGCAUUUGUUGAGUUUGAAACAGAGAAAGAUAUGCGUAGAGCAUACAAGGAUGCUCAUCAUUCUUUUCUUGACGAUUCGGAAAUAAUAGUUGACUACAAUAGACAGCAUUUGAUGCCUGGUUGGAUUCCAAGAAGGCUAGGAGGUGGUCUUGGUGGCAAGAAAGAAUCAGGACAACUUCGAUUUGGAGGACGAGAAAGACCAUUUCGAGCUCCACUGUAAGCCUUCAUUUCUUGUUCUA
Messenger RNA from Erythranthe guttata (spotted monkey flower), 560 nucleotides. The record is from RefSeq and is a predicted model, not a curated record. Lineage: Eukaryota; Viridiplantae; Streptophyta; Magnoliopsida; Lamiales; Phrymaceae.